Molecule: messenger RNA, 2061 nt
Organism: Ramularia collo-cygni
Lineage: Eukaryota; Fungi; Ascomycota; Dothideomycetes; Mycosphaerellales; Mycosphaerellaceae
Product: related to serine/threonine-protein kinase 24
Exons: 1
Coding region: 1-2061 (686 amino acids)
Biological process (GO): protein phosphorylation
Molecular function (GO): protein kinase activity; ATP binding
Source: RefSeq, a predicted model, not a curated record
AUGGCCUCAGUGCCAGCAACCCAACACGCCGACCCGGAAUCCCUCUACACCAAACAGGCAUGCAUAGGAGGAGGAAGCUUCGGCAAGGUCUACAAAGGCGUCGACAAGCGCACGGGACAGAGCGUCGCCAUCAAGAUCAUCGACGUGGAGAAUGCCGACGAUGAGGUGGACGACAUCAUCCAGGAAAUCUCCAUCCUCGCCGGWCUGAACUCGCCCUAUGUCACCAAAUACUAUGGCUCCUACCUCAAGGGCUCCGAUCUGUGGAUUAUCAUGGAGUUCUGCUCCGGUGGCAGCUGCGGCGACAUGCUCAAGCCUGGUGUGCUGUCCGAGGACUACAUCUGCAUCAUCAUCCGGGAGCUGCUGAUGGGCUUGGAAUAUCUUCACAAUGAUGGAAAGCUACAUCGAGACAUCAAAGCUGCCAACAUCCUCCUCGGCGCAAACGGGCAGGUCAAGCUGGCCGACUUUGGUGUCUCGGGACAGCUGACGGCCACCAUGACCAAGAAGAAUACCUUUGUGGGCACGCCCUUUUGGAUGGCUCCGGAGGUGAUCAAGCAGUCGGGGUAUGAUCACAAAGCCGACAUCUGGUCAUUGGGAAUCACAGCACUGGAAUUGGCGUUGGGUGAGCCGCCGUACAGUGAUAUUCAUCCCAUGAAGGUCCUAUUCCUAAUCCCGAAAAAUCCGGCUCCCGUCUUGGAAGGAAGCUUCAGCAGAGAGUUCAAAGACUUUGUCGGACGAUGUUUGCGGAAAGAGCCUCGGGAACGGCCGAGCGCGCGUGAUCUGUUGAAGCAUCCGUGGAUUCGAAGGGCGAAGCGGACGGCAUACUUGACGGAGCUGAUUGAGCGGCACGAGCGAUGGCAGGCGACGCAUCGUGACGACAAGGACCAUGACGAUGAUGAUGAUGCAUCGAACUACUCUCCAACACGGGACAGCGAUCAGGAGGACCUUUGGGACUUUGGGACCGUCAGACCAGUUGGGAAGCGCGCACACGCUCCUCCUGGACUGAGACCSAUGAACGAGUCAGGAAUGAAUGCUCGUAGCUCGCAGCUCCCACCGUCGCCCACCAAACGUUCGCUUUCAAACAAGGAGAAUGCAUGGGAUGAGCCUACUGAGCAUAUCCCACGCGGCAACACUAUUCGAAGCUCAAUGCUGCCUCCGCCUCUACCCAAGACACCCUCGCCGAGUAAAAAGUCGGCUCCACCACCGUCUCCUGGAUUCGCAGCCAGAGUUCCUCUCCCGCCUACACCAGUCCGCAAACCAGUCACCGUCGCCCAAACUCCACCACACUCACCGCAUCGCGAAGUACACCCCUCUCCACAGCCACCAGCAACACCACAAACACCACGACUUCUCAAUGAUGAUUUCCUCCAGCAAUCCAUCGCCAGCGACAUGUCACAGUAUAUGAAAGGUCUAACCUUGAAAGAUGGUCCCAUUCCCGCACCGAAACUACAACACACCGCGUCCAUGCCAAUUGCUGGGAUGAACGGUGCCACCUCUUCCUCCCGUCCUUCGGCUGCUGUCCCAGUCAGCUCCACGACAACGAAUGAACUGUAUCAGAAACCACUUCCAAGCUUUGCACCUCCUCCCACGUCAGUGAGGCACGAACAACGACCCGCUCAACUCACAAGAGGCUAUAGUGAACCACGCUCCUCCUCAGAAUCUGCAMGCAGUGUCGAGACAUGCUCAACCAAGCUACCGGCAUACCAACCCCAGCAAACACCACCGUCUCAUGAAUAUGGAGGCGAGCAACCAAUCACAGCCCUCACAUCGGUCGUCCUCCCGGCCUUGGAAGCAGCAAUGCACCGACGAAGCUACCAACUCUCCCUCUUGACGAAGAAGCACAACUCCUCUUCUAGUAGAAACAGCACCUCGGAGGCAGAUUUAUUGCUGAAGAAACAGACCCACGAGCAAAUCAGGAAAUGCAUGUCCAAGGUCGCCAAACUGUUCAAAGAGAUUGAUCACUGGGAUGCAGUGGCGCCUGUGGGUAUGGGAGAUGGAGUAGAAGGAGUGUUGGAGGGAUUCUUGGAGGAGGUCCUCUGUCGCGUUGAGGCGGAGGAUGCGUGA